AUGGCAAAGUCCAGACGAAACAGAGGCGGCCAGAGCCAUCGCAAGGACCCCAUCGCCAAAACCAUCAAGCCGCCAUCCGACCCCGAACUGGCCGCUCUCAGAGAAAAGUCCAUUCUUCCCGUCAUAAGCGACCUCAAGAGCUCCGACCCCAAGUCCCGUACCGCAGCCGCCGCUGCCGUCUCUAACAUCGUUGCGGAUGAGAAGUGUCGGAAAUUGCUGCUGCGCGAGCAGAUCGUUCACAUCGUCCUGAAUGAGACACUGACUGACUCAAAUAUCGAGAGCCGCGCUGCCGGCUGGGACAUUUUGAGAGUCAUUGCCGAAGAGGAAGAGGCCGACUUCUGCAUCCACUUGUACCGUCAAGAUGUCUUGAGUGCUAUUGGUUUUGCCUCCCAAGCUGUGAGUCGUGUUUCCUACAAGUCUCACUCGUACAACGUCCUUACUGACAGCCACCAGAUUUUGGAGAACUUGACCAAGAGCUCCUCUCUUAGCAAGGGCGAGAUCAAGGUGACUUGGGACAUUGCCGAGUCUGUCAUUGCCCUUCUUUCUGCUCUCGCUGAGGCUCAGGAUGAGAUUCUUGAAGCUAUCGUUGGUGUUGAGGGUAUUAAGAACCUCCUCUUCCACGUCGUCGCCCACACAGACUCACCGUCAAGCAUUUGCCUCGAUGCACUGGCUGCGCUUCUCACUCUUUCGGAGGACAACCGCCGCCUGGCACAAGACGUCGCCGCCGAUGAAAGCCCCAAGCCGUUGACGGCUCUGACCAAGCUGCGGGAAACUCCUGGUGCCAAGGGGGUUUUGGCCUGCGGUGUCCUGCAUAACAUUUUUACCACUCUGGAAUGGUUCGAGGGCACGCCCGAGCAGAAGAGCCUGUCCGAUGCCGUUCUGAUCCCGACAUUAUCUUCGGCGCUUAAGGGCACAACGCCCGAGGCUGACUUGCCUCCCAAGAGCCAAUGGUCUAACCCGACUGAGGUUCUUCAGCUCGCGUUGGAAAUCCUUGCUGAUAUCGGCACGACUCUGCAAGUAUCUAUGCAGAGGGAUAACAAGAAGGAGGAAGAAUGGAACGGAAUUGGAGACGACACCGCAAUGGAUGAGGACGACGAGGAGAAGGCUUCCGGAGAGGAAGAUAACGUUGACGCUGGUGACGAUGACGACUCGAUGGACGAAGACGAUAUGGCCGACAUGGCAAUGGUGACCGGUGCCGAUGACGACGUCGACGAGGAAUCAAACUUGGACGACUUGCCGACCCUGCGCGAGCUGAUACAAGACGCUAUCCCACAACUUAUCGAGCUCGCGACGACAUCCGCACAAUCCGAAGAUGCCCUGAGACUCCAAGGCCACGCUCUCUCCGCCCUCAACAACAUUUCCUGGUCCAUUUCCGUCUUCGACUUUUCAGAUGACCACAACGCUGGCAUCCUCAAGGCAUGGACGCCGUCGGGUAAGGCCGUCUGGGGCAAGGUCAUUGUUCCUAUCCUGGCAGCCAACACUGCCGAUGUGGAUCUGGCCACUCAAGUCACCAGCCUGGCUUGGGCUGUUUCCCGCAGCCUGCCUCGUCGCUUGUCCCUCAACGGCGAUGAACACCAGAAGUUCAUGGCGCUUUACCAUGCGACCAAGAGCCUCCCCAAGAAAGAGACAAAGGCAACAAACGGCGAGAAGGCCAAGGACGAGGAGCCAGAAGACCCCUUCCAGGGCCUCGGAGUCAAGUGCAUCGGCGUUCUGGGCCAGCUUGCGCGUCAUCCUGCCCCCGUCGCGCUGAACCGGGAGAUCGGUGUUUUCCUCAUCACCGUCGUUACGUCGCUGCCUGAGACCCCGGCCGCCGAUGCGGUCGAGGCUCUCAACCAGCUGUUUGACAUCUACGGAGACGAAGACGUGCCUUGCGACAAGGAAGUCUUCUGGAAGGACAACUUCAUGCAACAUCUCGAGGCGGCUCAGCCCAAGGUGAAGGCCCUGAUCAAGACUGUCGACAAGAGGACGCUGCCGGAACUGAGGUCGCGUGCUGACGAGGUUGUUCUGAACCUGGCGCGCUUCAUCUCGUACAAAAAGAAGAACCAGCCCCAGUAG
Messenger RNA from Colletotrichum karsti, 2055 nucleotides. RefSeq lists its product as uncharacterized. The record is from RefSeq and is a predicted model, not a curated record. The transcript has a single exon. Lineage: Eukaryota; Fungi; Ascomycota; Sordariomycetes; Glomerellales; Glomerellaceae. Gene Ontology annotation, biological process: ribosomal large subunit biogenesis; protein import into nucleus. The coding region runs from base 1 to 2055 and encodes 684 amino acids.